Molecule: messenger RNA, 1563 nt
Organism: Setaria italica (foxtail millet)
Lineage: Eukaryota; Viridiplantae; Streptophyta; Magnoliopsida; Poales; Poaceae
Exons: 3
Coding region: 78-761 (227 amino acids)
Molecular function (GO): protein binding
Source: RefSeq, a predicted model, not a curated record
CUGUUGUCGCGCGCCGCCGGCGCCGCCGCCGACCAAAUCCAAACCCCACGCCGCCCCGCCGCCGCCCAAAAUCCCCCAUGUCGCCGCCGCAGCGCCGCUCGCCCGUGCCGCCGGAUCUGAUGGACGAGAUCCUGGGCGAGAUCCUCCUCCGGAUCCCGCCGGAGGAGCCCGCGCACCUCAUCCGCUUCGCGCUCGUCUGCAAGCCCUGGCUCCGGGUCCUCUCCGACCCCGCCUUCCGCCGCGGCUACCGCGAGCGCCACCGCAGGCCGCCCCUCCUCGGCUUCGUCCACAACCUCUACGAGAACGGUCCGAUCCCCCGCUUCGUCCCCACCACCGCCUCCCGCUGCUCCUCGCCGGUGUUCAACUGCCAGAACUGGUGGGCUCUCGACUCCCGCCACGGCCGCGUCCUCGUCAACAGGUUCGAACCGUCCGACCUCGUCGUCUGGGACCCCGUCAGUGGCGACCAGCAGCACCUGCCCCUGCCCCCCUACUCGCACGCGUACGACACCGGAGCAGUGCUGUGCGCGGCGGCAAGCUGUGAUCACCUUGACUGCAGCAGCGGCCAAUACUCGUGGUCUUCGUGGGCACCGACGAUGAGGAGGCCGUCACUUGGGCUAGCAUGUACUCGUCGGAGACCCGUGGCUGGAGCGCAAUCGCCACCGCUGAUUUCAGUGCCUCCACCAUGGUGGACCUCCACUCCUACAUUGAGACAAAGCCCAGCAUCCUCAUCGGCAAUGCACUCUAUUUUUCCGUUGAGCUAGGGAAGGCUAUCCUCAAAUACGACCUUGCGGGGCAGGGCCUCUCGGUGAUUGAUGCACCAGAAGUGUCCAAGCAGAUGCGUAUCCUCAUGGCUGUAGAGGAUGGAGGGUUGGGAUUUGCCGCCAUUGAGGGUGACGACCUCCACCUGUGGUCAUGGCUGACUGGCAACUCAUCUGCAGGAAGGACGCUAUGCAGAGUCAUUCAACUUCAGAGUCUUCUUCCAGCUCGGAACAAAUCAUUUCCGUCUGAACUGAUUGGCUUUGCUGAAAGCACAGAUACCAUCUUCUUGGAGACAUAAGCCGGAGUUUUCACAAUUGAGAUCAAGUCAGAGAAGAUAAAGAAGGUAGGCAAGAGAGGCGGCUGCUACGCUGUCCUACCCUACAUGAGCUUCUGUGCUCCAGUAUGAUCUUGGAAUAGGAAUGCUGCAAGACAAUUCAAAUAGAAGAUCAUGGAUGGAAUUCCUGCAAGAGCCAAGCACAAACUGUUGUCAGCGCUUCUCUGUUGAUGUUUCGUUCUCGCCUUUCUUGCAGACCGGUUAGGGUUAGGUUACACCAUCUGCUUCAGGUGAUUUCGGGAAUGUGGAAUGUCUCUUCAUUUGAGAAGAGAGAAAGAGUGUUUUGUUGGGAUAUUACUGGUGCGUAUGUUUAUGCAUGGCUUUUCAGGCUCAAAUCAAGGGGGGAAAAAAUAGACUAAUGGGCUGGUAAAUUUAUGUUCUGGUGGAUUUUCUCUAUGGCUUUAUUUUUAGUUCCAAGAAUCCUGGUGAACUCCGGAACUUAAAAUGAAAUCCUAAAAUUCUUUCUCUAA